GCGUGUAUUUUUGAAAGCUGGGCGCGUUUUCUACAGCUAGAACCCAACUGGAUCAAAGCAGAGAUUGCUACUGUACACAUUGUCAUGUGUUCACAGAUCGAGGAAAGGAUGGACUCCGCAAUAGCCACCGAUGUCAAUGCAUUCAAGACGCCUUGCAAACAUGACAGGGGGAAGAGCCUCUUCUCUGGUGGUAGCACUUCCAGUCCUAGAACCCCCGUAACUAUCCCUCCCUCCCCUUUCAUGAAGAAACUUGGAUGUGGAACUGGGGUUAAUGUCUAUCUAAUGAACAGAGUUGGUAAACCAAAUCAGUCUCCCUGGGCUGUCAAAAAGAUCAACAGCAAAUGUGCCUCAAGGCAGGUAGAUGUCUACCAGAGAAGACUGUGUGAUGAGGCAAAGAUCCUGAAAGGCCUGCUGCACCCAAACAUUGUUGGAUUCCGUGCCUUCACCACUGCCAAGGAUGGCUCUAAGUGCUUGGCCAUGGAGUAUGGUGGGGAACAGUCCCUGAAUGAUCUAAUUGAGGAGAGGAGAGAGAAAGGCAUGAAGGCUUUUCCAGCACCAAUUAUUGAGAAAGUGGCUUUACACAUGGCUCGUGGUUUACAGUACCUUCAUUAUGACAAGUCGCUACUACAUGGCGACAUUAAGUCUUGCAAUGUUGUCAUCAAAGGAGACUUUGAGACCAUAAAAAUCUGCGAUGUGGGUGUCUCCUUGCAGUUGGAUGGGAAUAUGAAAGUGAGAAACCCUGAAGAAGUGUAUGUUGGGACUGAGCCAUGGAAGCCCAAAGAGGCUCUGGAAGGAGGAGUGAUCACAGACAGGGCAGACAUCUUUGCCUAUGGACUGACCUUGUGGGAGAUGAUGACUCUGAAAAUGCCUCAUCUGGAAAUGCUGGACAGUGAGAAUAGUGAGGAGGAUGAGUCAAUGGACGAGGAUGACUUUGAUGAGGAUGCCUACUAUGAGAAGUUAGGCACCCGGCCAGCACUGGACUCUGACAAGCUUGGGGGAGCCUAUCAGAGAAUAGUGGAGCUGUUCUGCCUAUGCACUGAAGAGGAGCCACAGAAACGCCCCUCCGCUUCCCGAAUAGUUCAGGUUUUGGAAUCCAACAUUCCGACAGAAAAUAAUGAGGUCAUUGUCAUAGACUGACCAGUUAAAACCUGUCUCUUAUACUGUCUCCAUACUGUGAUUCGGAUGGGAACUGUGUUCAUGUCCAAAAACCUUUCCUAUGUCUUGAUUCUUAUGUAUGUAAAAUGUCUGUAAUAUUCUUUCCUCUACUUUUCUCUUUUUGUGGACUCUUUUAAGCUCAGAUAAAACAAUGAAUAAAAAAAAAUU
Esox lucius (northern pike) is the source of this 1323-nucleotide messenger RNA. RefSeq names its product PDZ binding kinase (gene pbk). The record is from RefSeq and is a predicted model, not a curated record. Gene Ontology annotation, biological process: protein phosphorylation. Bases 85 to 1137 code for a protein of 350 amino acids. Gene Ontology annotation, molecular function: ATP binding; protein serine/threonine kinase activity. The transcript has 7 exons. Lineage: Eukaryota; Metazoa; Chordata; Actinopteri; Esociformes; Esocidae.